AAAAAUUAGGAUAAAAAAUCAAAUUCAAGGCGUGCCAUUUUAAAUUCUUGUCAGUGUCAUGUUUUUUUUACUCCCAUUUUGUUUAUUUUUUACAGCCGGUGCUGUUUUAUACCAAUGCCCGAACUACAAAGCUUUAAGUAAAGCCGACAGUAGCGACAAGAACGCACAAGACGAUGGAAGCCUCAAGUGCAAUUUUUUAAUGACGAAUCCGAAAAAAGUGAUCAAUCCGUAUAAAAACGACAUUCAGAAUUAUGUGCAAUCGAAACCAUUUGGCUCAAUUUGCUUGAAAUGCAGCAUGUGUCUCGCGGUUGCGAAAGAGUUUGAUGACAUUUUCAAAGAAUUGUCCACCGCAAACGAAGGCAAAAAACAAGCAGGAAUCGUGGACGAAAUAACAAAAAGUAUCGACUCGCUGUGUUCGAACGGAUUUGAGAAUUACGACUUGAGGAAGUUCAAACAGUAUCAAAUAGUGACUGAUGACUUUUCAUGCAGUACUCAUGUUCAUUCGAAAAUGGACGGGAGAUGGACCGAAAAACUCAGAGAAAUUUGCCAGAAUUAUUCAAACUACAUGGACGUGCAAUACCUGCUAAAUGAUUAUUUAAAGGGAGUCGAGGACAUUGCGAAAUAUUUGUGCAGCAACAAUGGUAUUUUCCGGGACUGUUCGAGCCUCAACUUCCAAAACACGUCCAUAAAUCCGGAACAAAAAAACGGUGCCGUUUUGUGCAAAUAAAACCCGGGCAUGAGGUUUAAAAUUCUUUAUUGAGAUACACAAAAUAAUUUAAAUAAACUCAUAAAUAAAAACAUUAAUAAAUUAA
Tribolium castaneum (red flour beetle) is the source of this 812-nucleotide messenger RNA. RefSeq lists its product as uncharacterized. Bases 59 to 727 code for a protein of 222 amino acids. NCBI's taxonomy places the organism in Eukaryota, Metazoa, Arthropoda, Insecta, Coleoptera, Tenebrionidae. The transcript is spliced from 5 exons. The record is from RefSeq and is a predicted model, not a curated record.